This is a messenger RNA of Trichoderma virens Gv29-8, 1138 nucleotides long. RefSeq lists its product as uncharacterized. Gene Ontology annotation, molecular function: gamma-glutamylcyclotransferase activity. The transcript has 3 exons. The record is from RefSeq and is a predicted model, not a curated record. Bases 132 to 971 code for a protein of 279 amino acids. NCBI's taxonomy places the organism in Eukaryota, Fungi, Ascomycota, Sordariomycetes, Hypocreales, Hypocreaceae.
AUCCAUGAUCCAGGUAGUUUCAAUAUUCCGUAAUUCUUUGAGAGAGUUUUCACAAUAUGACGGAUUCAACAAUGUAUACCGUGUAAUUUUCUUCACUGGGAUCUGAAUGCGACAAUUUCUCCACAUCGAUCAUGUCGCUGUCCAAUAAUCUUAAUCGCUCGCCCAAGCCUCAAGACCAUGUUUGGUACUUUGCUUAUGGCUCUAAUCUAUCCUCGGAGAUAUUCCGUGCUCAUCGAGGUAUCCAGCCGCUUGAGGCCAUCCCUGUCCGCCUCCCUGGCUGGUCCCUCACCUUCGAUAUUUACGGCGUUCCAUACCAAGAGCCAGCUUUCUUAUCAAUUUCUGUUGCCGUUGCUUCAACUGGCAAGAACAGCAAUGGUGUUGCUCUGCCUGAUGUCCAUGGCACCGCAUACCUAGUUGACAGGAAGGCAUACUAUUCCAUCAUUGCCUCCGAAGGUGGUGGCACAGCGUAUGAAGAGAUCGCCGUACGAGCUGAACGGAUCUCUUCAGGUGCAGAGAAAGAAUCUCAUAUUCCCCAGUCCCUAGUGGUAAUGACUUUGACGAGGGGAUACGCAGAGACAAUCCCUCGGUGUCCCAGUCAGCGGUACAAGGAUAUUGUGGUUCAAGGAGCAGAAGAAGCGCACCUCCCAGCGUCGUAUCGGUCAUUUCUGGACACUAUACCCACGUAUCGGCCUCCGAAAUCCGCGUGGCGGCUCGUCGGAGCGAAGAUCUUCCUUGCCAUUUGGGUUCCUGUAAUGAUGGUAGCAGAGUGGAUAACUAAUAUGACAGCAAAUUCGGAUGGCAAGGGGAAUUGUCCGAGAUGGGUACAUGGCCUUGUGAGAUUCCUAUUAGUCGCGAUGUGGCUGCACCAUGAUCUAGUCCAUGCUCGUAUUUUUGGACGGGGGGACGGAUUAGACGAGAGCGGUGACGUAGAGACGGCUGGGGAGAAUCACGGGCGGAUUUUUCUACGGUAAUCUGGAGUUGUACGGAGGCAGCUAUCAAAACUUAUGUCCAUCUGGCCAGCAGGGGUUAUAGCCAACCUAGCUAUGUAGUCUAGGCCUAGCAACCUAGCGAGCAUUAGGUAUCGAAAAUAGCAGCCUAACGGAGCUAACGCUACCUAUUUUGAUGGGCUUUUAAAGUU